CUCUCCCAACUACGACCACCUCCCUCCCCGCGACACACCCCAGCGCUCAAGCCUUGCCGCAAUGGCCUCUCCACUCGACUUGUAUGAAUCUAUCGACGUUAUCGGAACGGGGUCCUUCGGUAUAAUCAGGAAAGUGAGGCGGAAAUCCGAUGGCCAGGUAUUUGCACGCAAGGAGCUCAACUUUGAACGUAUGUCGGAGCGAGACCGCAAACAAAUCGUUUCAGAAGUCAACAUCCUCAAGGACCUCAACCACGAACACAUAGUACGCUAUCAUGACCGUCAUGUCGACCGGGACGCCGGCAUUCUGUAUAUUCUCAUGGAGUACUGUGGUGGUGGCGACCUCUCCUCCGUCAUCAAGCAAGCCCAGCGCCAGAGCCGCCCCAUCCCCGAAGACACAAUCUGGAACUACUUCAUGCAGAUUCUGCUGGCACUCAACCAUUGUCAUCAUCCAAAUGGGCAUGGACGUGCGGGUAGCAGCGGCGGGGCGGAUGACGGACGGGAGCGUAGGCCACAGAUUUUGCAUCGAGAUCUGAAACCAGACAAUGUCUUCCUCGACGAGAACAACUUCGUCAAGCUCGGCGACUUCGGGCUUUCGAAGGCUCUCGCCCAGGCGAGUUUCGCAAACACCUAUGUCGGGACGCCAUACUACAUGUCCCCUGAGCUGAUGCAAGAGAAAGCCUACGACUCCAAGUCAGACAUCUGGUCGCUAGGAUGCCUCAUCUACGAGUUAUGUGCGCUCAAGCCGCCCUUCCACGAGGCGAAGACACAUGCCGAGCUUAGCAUACUCAUCAGGACUGGGAGAAUCCCUCCAUUACCCAAAGGCUACAGUCCUGCACUUGCCAGUGUCAUCAAGGCAAUGCUGAAUAUCAACCCUGCUAUGCGCCCGUCUGCACAACAGCUCCUCGGUCACGAGCGAAUUGAACUCGCCUUCAAGGUCGGCGAGACGCAGAAGCUCCUGAACCAAGUCAAGUCACACCGAAGCGCUGUCAUCGCCAAAGAGCGCGACCUCGCCGCACGCGAAACCGCCAUCGCCCAACGCGAAAACAGCCUCCAAGCCCUGCUCUCCCAGAAAGAGACCGAGCUCGCCGCCCUCCGAACCUCCCUCGCCACCGCCCAGUCCUCCCAGUCCUCCCUGAAAGCCGCCUUCGAGACCACGCUCGCCGAGCGCGUGCGCCACCGCGAGCAGGAGCUCCGCGCGCUGGUCGCAGCGCAGGAGGCGGAGGUCGCCGCGCGAAUGGCGCGCCGCGAGGAGGAGAUCAUGGCUGCGGUGCGUGCGCGCGAGGAGGAGAUCGCGCGAAUGUGGGCGGAGUGGGAGGCGAAGACGCGUGAGGCGAUGGGGGCGGCGGUCGAGGAGCGCAUGGAGUGGGUGCGCGCGCAGGCCGGCGAGGUCGAGGCGGAGCGUGCGCGCCUGGAGGGGGUGAAGCACGAGCUGGAGAGGAGGAUGGCGGACGUGGAGCGUGUGGAGAAGGAGAAGGAGAGGAGGGGCGCGAGGGCGGGUGCUGGGAUGGGGAAGACGCCGCUGGAGGAGGUGAAGAACCUGCUGGCGCCGCUUGCGCAUAUCGCGGACACACCUGUGCGUCAUACUCCCAGUGGCUUUGCACGGGCAUCGUCCGUCUUUGAGACGCCUCGGCCGCCGGCGUUGAUGAAGACGACGCCGUCGUUCCCCGAGAACAUUGCACCACCGAGCGCGAUGAAGGGCGUCAUUCUCACCGCCACUGGAGAACCUGUUGCGACACCUUCGCCAGCAGAGCUCGCAAAGCUCUUUGUCAACACUCCGAGAGUCGGACUGAACUUCGCCAAGAUAUUCGACUUCGAGUCAGAAGACGAGGCGGAAGAGGGAGACGAAGAGGACGAGGACGAGGAACCUGCGCCGGGAGAGGAGGGGUACGAGACUGAUACACGGCCAUCGUCCCGCAGGAGCAGCUCAAGCUCGGGCAAAGACGAAGAGGAGGACGAACGGACGCCUCACCCCUCGCCUACAGUAGCUGUCCGCCCGACACGCCUCCGCCGUCCAUCCAUCCGGGCGGGUUCUCAGAGGCCAUCGCUCGAGGCGCCUGCACCCCGGCUAGCGUCGGCGGCGCCCUCCGGAUCAACGCGCAGCAAGUCGCGGUCGCGGCCAACUUCAUCCACCGCGUCCGCCUCUGGCGCUACCACCGGACGAUCGGCCAGGACCUCUUCGUCGGGUGUCAUUUCCACAAACGGAGCCACGAGCCACCCCGCUCCCGACUACGACCUCUCGGACGAGGAGAACCUGCCCUCCCCCUUCCUCAAGAAAUGCGACCGCCAAGCCCUUACGCGCACCGCGACGCAGAUCACGACGAGCAACAGCACCGGCACCGUCGCGACGCGCGCCCCGCGGAAGAGCGCGACGUCGACGCUACGAGCGAUAACGAUGCUACAUGCAGCGAACGCCACUGUUAAGGGUAUGAGCUCAGCGGAGAGGGAGAAAGAAAAAGUGCGCGCGACGAGGCCGCCGGCGCGGACAGCGAGCUUGGGUGCCCUCGGUGGUGCGGGUGCGGCGAAUGCCACUGCGGGCGUACGGCCGAGCAUCGCGAAGGCGAUGAAGGCUAGCGAGGAUGCUAAGAAGGCUUUAUCGCGGCCUUGAUCUUUAUGUUCCCUGAACGACUGACUCACAUUCACUUCUGCCUAUCUGUGUUAGAUGUUCUCGUUUCUUCAUGAAUUAUUGUCACGUCUUCACGAUGUUUUCAUUAUCCUGCACAAUCUGUACAUCGCAUAUCCAGCAUGGAGUUCUGCAUAUAUGAAUGUUGUCACGACC
This is a messenger RNA of Rhodofomes roseus, 2776 nucleotides long. Its product is annotated as kinase-like protein. NCBI's taxonomy places the organism in Eukaryota, Fungi, Basidiomycota, Agaricomycetes, Polyporales, Fomitopsidaceae. Bases 62 to 2605 code for a protein of 847 amino acids. Gene Ontology annotation, biological process: protein phosphorylation. The record is from RefSeq and is a predicted model, not a curated record. Gene Ontology annotation, molecular function: ATP binding; protein kinase activity. The transcript has 8 exons.